CCUAGGUCUGAGCCUCUAGGAGAGGGAAGUUGCGGCUCAGCUCUGAGCCCUGCGUCGCUAGGCGUAGGUCUUCGGCGCCGUGACCCCCAGAGGCGGAGCCGGAAGCGUUACGGCUCGACCCCCGAGCCUUCCGAUUUUCCAGGGGGGCGGCCGUCUUCGCCGCGAGCUGCUCCACCUCUUCUUCUCCCAGUUAGCGGGAGGCCAAAGCCCCCAGUCAGGGCGGGGCGGCGCAGCCCCUGCUGCGGCUCCCGGAAGAGGCGCCAUCUCCCGCCUCCGCCAUGGAGCCCACCGCGCCGUCCCUCACGGAGGAGGACCUCACGGAGGUGAAGAAGGACGUGCAGGGUAUACAGUAUUGAACAGAACAUACAUGGUUCUCAUCUGCUUCAGACAUACAGAUCAUUAAAGCUGGAAACAAACACGUGCAUAAUUACAAAUUAUGGCUUUAGAAAAUUUGCGUGUUUACCUGUGUGAGAAACUCAUAGCUGAGAGACAUUUUGACCAUCUCCGUGCGAAAAAAAUACUCAGUAGAGAAGACACUGAAGAAAUUUCUUGCCGAACAUCAAGUAGAAAACGAGCUGGAAAAUUGUUAGACUACUUACAAGAAAACCCCAAAGGACUAGACACCCUCGUUGAAUCUAUUAGGAGAGAAAAAACACAGAAUUUCCUGAUACAGAAGAUUACAGAUGAAGUACUGAAACUUAGAAAUAUAAAACUAGAAUAUCUGAAAGGACUGAAAUGUAGCAGCUGUGAGCCUUUUCCAGAUGGAGCCACGAACAACCUUUCUAGAUCAAAUUCAAAUGAGAGUAAUUUCUCGGAAAAACUGAGAGCGCCCACGGUCAUGUACCAUCCAGAGGGAGAGUCCAGCACAGCUCCCUUUUUUUCUCCUGUUUCUUCUCUGAACUUGCCCGUCUUGGAAGUAGGCAGAACUGAAAAUACCAUCUUCUCCUCGAGUGCACUUCCGAGGCCUGGGGACCCAGGAGCCCCCGCUUUGCCGCCCGAGCUGCAGUUAGAGGAAGGAGGAACUUGUGGGAACUCAAGCGAGAUGUUUCUUCCCCUACGAUCACGCGCUCUCUCACCGCAGUGACACUUGACUGCCUUCGAAUUUUUUAAUAGUGACAAAAAUGUUUUAAAUGAUAUCAGUCUUUUUAUAAAACCAUUUGAAUGAUUACUUACAUUAGCCAUGUCUUUUAAAAAACACGGGGUAAGCACACUUUGUAAAUAAAUAGAUUAAAAGAAACAUUUCUAGGCUAGCUAAAUGUAAAUCAUGUUGGUCAUGUAUUUUUUCAACAUUUUCUUUUUUGUGGGUUUUUCUCUUUUUUUGGUGUUUUAGUACUUUCAAGUUUUUUAUGUUGUGAGAUUAAUUUUAAUAGGGACCAUUGCUCUGUUUGAAAAUAAACUUUUAGGUGGAAAUAAGGUUUCUCCGAGCUUUGGCAGUCAAUGUGAAGCAUUAAGCUUUUCCUGUUUGGUAAUAAAGCAAACCACAAAUGGGAAAACAGCCUAAAUACUGAAAAGACUCUCUUUCCCUCUUGGUUGGCUUUACUGGUCACUUGCUGAUUCUGGAGGAAUACAUGGUGGAGUUUGAGCCUCCUAAGAUUCGUUUACUAAAAUUCAUUCCUUGCUAACCUUGCUGAUUGAGUCUUUAUCAUUUUCAUUCCUAAAGAAAAGUAUCAUGGUAGAAGCCUCAAGUAUUACAUGUAAUUUGAUGAGAUUUGAAAAACUUUUCUCUGUACUUCUCACUAUCUUUUAAUGAGUUUCACUGUAUAGUUGAAAUAACUAGAAGGGAUUUAUUGGGGUGUAUUGUGUCAGUUAAUAUUCUAAUCAAGUGGACCAUUAGCUAGAGUUAUCCUUUUGUUACAUAACGAAAUUUACUAUUCUACACAUUUAAAAUCUUACACUCUCAUUGGUUUCAUUUAAAUUAUAAUUUGACAUAUGUCCUGAGGUUCAUCUCCUAUAUAUUUCUAUUACUAAAAAAAUUAUAAAUGAAAGUUUCCUAUUAACAAUAAAUGUUUUUUAAUGUUGU
Molecule: messenger RNA, 2020 nt
Organism: Chinchilla lanigera (long-tailed chinchilla)
Lineage: Eukaryota; Metazoa; Chordata; Mammalia; Rodentia; Chinchillidae
Gene: Bcl10
Product: B-cell CLL/lymphoma 10
Exons: 4
Coding region: 437-1084 (215 amino acids)
Biological process (GO): canonical NF-kappaB signal transduction; positive regulation of extrinsic apoptotic signaling pathway; adaptive immune response
Cellular component (GO): cytosol; CBM complex
Molecular function (GO): protein kinase B binding; transcription coactivator activity; kinase activator activity
Source: RefSeq, a predicted model, not a curated record